This is a messenger RNA of Chinchilla lanigera (long-tailed chinchilla), 1258 nucleotides long. It is a transcript of the gene Wdr74, whose product is annotated as WD repeat domain 74. Bases 17 to 1240 code for a protein of 407 amino acids. Gene Ontology annotation, cellular component: preribosome, large subunit precursor; nucleolus. Gene Ontology annotation, molecular function: protein binding. The record is from RefSeq and is a predicted model, not a curated record. Gene Ontology annotation, biological process: ribosomal large subunit biogenesis. NCBI's taxonomy places the organism in Eukaryota, Metazoa, Chordata, Mammalia, Rodentia, Chinchillidae. The transcript has 11 exons.
GAGCCGUCAUCGGCUGAUGACGCACACUGAGCGCCGGAAGUGCGAGAAGUUGGCGUCAGGGUCCGCUAUGGCAGCGGCCUUGGCGCGCCGUAACCAUGUGUGGGUCGGCACCGAGACCGGGAUCCUGAAAGGGGUGGACCUCCAGCGGAAGCACGCGGCCAACUUCACGACCACUGGGAAGCCUCAGCGUGAGGCGGCGGUGAGCGCCCUGUGCUGGGGCGCGGGCGGCGAGACCCAUAUCCUGGUGGGCUGCAUGGAUCGAACGGUGAGGUGCUUCAGCACCGAGGAAGGGGCGUUCCAGGGCCAGAGGCGCUGCCCAGGCGGGGAGGGCGCGUUCCGGGGCCUCGCCCAGGCUGGCGGCAUGCUCAUCACGUGUGUGGAUUCCGGGGUCCUCAGAGUUUGGUGUGGCGACGACAAGGAGGCACCCUCCGACCCACUCUUGGAACUGAGGGUGGGUCCUGGGGUGUGUAGGAUGCGCCAGGACCCGGCACGCCCCCACGUGGUUGCCACUGGGGGGAAGGAGAAUGCCCUGAAGGUGUGGGACCUGCAGGGGUCAAAGGAGCCCCUGUUUAGGGCCAAGAAUGUGCGGAAUGACUGGCUCGACCUGCGGGUACCGAUCUGGGACCAGGACAUACACUUCAUCCCUGGAUCGCAGAAGCUCAUCACAUGCACAGGGUACCACCAGGUCCGUGUCUAUGAUCCUGCCUCCCCCCAGCGCCGGCCAGUCCUAGAGACCACCUACGGAGAGUAUCCACUGACAGCCAUGAGCCUCACUCCUGGGGGCAACUCCAUUAUUGUAGGGAACACUCAUGGGCAGCUGGCAGAAAUUGAUUUUCGGCAAGGUCGCCUGCUGGGCUGUCUGAAGGGGCUGGCAGGUAGUGUCCGAGGGCUGCAGUGCCACCCUUCAAAGCCACUGCUGGCCUCCUGUGGCUUGGACAGAGUGUUGAGGAUACACAGGAUCCGGAACCCACGCGGAUUGGAGCAUAAGGUUUAUCUCAAGUCUCGACUGAACUGCCUGCUCCUGUCAGGCAGGGAAAACUGGGAGGAUGAGCUGGAAGAACCCCAGAAGCCUAGCGAGGAGCCCCCCGAAGACUCGGACGUGGACGAGCUCUGGGCAUCCUUGGAGGCAGCUGCCAACGGGAAACUCCCACGUUCAGACCAGACCCUGAGGGCCCCCGGGGCCCAAAAGAGGAACAAGUGUCCCAGAGCCGGCGGCCUCUGCGUCCCCAGCCCUCAAUAAACCAUUUCCCACCCGCUG